Molecule: messenger RNA, 1281 nt
Organism: Arabidopsis thaliana (thale cress)
Lineage: Eukaryota; Viridiplantae; Streptophyta; Magnoliopsida; Brassicales; Brassicaceae
Gene: RR20
Product: two-component response regulator
Exons: 5
Coding region: 1-1281 (426 amino acids)
Biological process (GO): phosphorelay signal transduction system; cytokinin-activated signaling pathway
Cellular component (GO): nucleus
Molecular function (GO): DNA binding; DNA-binding transcription factor activity
Source: RefSeq, marked reviewed
AUGUCAGUUUUUUCGAACAUACUCGAUGAGAACUCUCGCAACUUGCGAAACGAAAUACCUUGUGAUGAUGGAAUUGCAUCUCCCAUCAACGACGACGACGAAGAGUUCUUGACUAAAAGUAAUAGGGUUCUUUUGGUCGGUGCAGAUUCCAAUUCGUCUUUGAAGAAUCUCAUGACACAGUAUUCCUAUCAAGUAACGAAAUAUGAGAGCGGAGAAGAGGCCAUGGCUUUCUUGAUGAAGAAUAAGCAUGAGAUCGAUCUAGUGAUUUGGGAUUUCCAUAUGCCCGAUAUCAAUGGACUCGACGCUCUCAAUAUCAUUGGUAAACAGAUGGAUUUACCCGUAGUAAUCAUGUCUCAUGAAUACAAGAAGGAAACGGUGAUGGAAUCGAUUAAGUACGGUGCGUGUGACUUUCUUGUGAAGCCGGUGAGCAAAGAGGUCAUUGCAGUUCUAUGGCGACAUGUUUAUCGAAAAAGGAUGUCAAAAUCUGGUUUAGAUAAACCGGGUGAAUCAGGUACGGUUGAAUCAGAUCCGGACGAAUACGACGAUUUAGAGCAAGACAAUCUCUAUGAGAGCAACGAAGAAGGCUCCAAAAACACUUGCGAUCACAAAGAAGAGAAGUCUCCGACCAAGAAACCGCGGAUGCAAUGGACUCCUGAACUUCACCACAAAUUUGAAGUAGCCGUCGAAAAAAUGGGCAGCCUUGAGAAGGCUUUUCCAAAGACGAUUCUCAAAUAUAUGCAAGAAGAAUUGAAUGUCCAGGGGCUCACUAGAAACAACGUAGCCAGUCAUCUCCAGAAGUACCGUCAAAGUUCCAAAAAGACCUGCACUCCUCAGGAGCCUCAAGAAGAUUUUGUCUGGGGUAAUGCUGGGCCAGAUGUCACUCUUGCAGCCUCUAAAACGCUCCUAAGCUCCCAUGCUACACCAUCGUAUUUGAUAAACAAUCAAGCUGCGCCUAGAGGAUCAUAUUUCAUGAACAAUAUCCCGUAUCCAUCAACCAGUUGCCUGCCAGUGAACAACAACAACUGCUUCAUGACCAACCCUUCCACUUAUAUUGACCAAUUCCAGCACCAGCUGCAGCAGCAGCAGCAACAUCAACAGUACCAGUCUACUCUAAAUAGUAUAUCUGCCAUGCUAACCAAGCAAGAAUCUAGACACGUGCCAUCAUCAGCCAUGGAAAAUUCCGAGCCGCUCAUGAUCUAUAAUUCAAAUCUACCUUUCGGUAUCGACGAGUGUUUCCCACCUGCAGGAUUCAACAUUUUCGAUCAGAUUGGUCACAAUUGA